This is a messenger RNA of Ogataea angusta, 261 nucleotides long. RefSeq lists its product as uncharacterized. NCBI's taxonomy places the organism in Eukaryota, Fungi, Ascomycota, Pichiomycetes, Pichiales, Pichiaceae. The record is from RefSeq and is a predicted model, not a curated record. The transcript is spliced from 2 exons. The coding region runs from base 1 to 261 and encodes 86 amino acids.
AUGCAAGGUCCUGUAGAGGGAUUUGCUCAAAAGAUUGAUGCGGGUCGGAAAUGGUGGGAAUGCUUGCGAUAUUCACUAACCACGAUGCAGAAAGGAGAAGAAUUUGCAGACAAAGCGAAGAACUCGGUGAAGAACGAGGGAAAAUCCGGCAGCGGCGGCCUGGACAACCUCAAACAGGCUGCCUCGGAGGCGUAUCAGGACCUCCAGAACAAGGACUACAAGGGUGCUGCCGAGAAGAUCCAGAACCAGAUGAAAAAAUGA